AUGACCUUCUUUGUCAGAAGCAGAACAGAUGUCUUCAAGAUACCAAACUUUGGCGGAAUGCCUCAUGUUUUCUUCGCCGACUACCUGGGAGCUGAAAGUGAUAAGGCAACCAGUCCCAUUAGCGGAUCCUGGUUUCGGAUAGAGAAAGGACCGGAAGCAACCCCUCCGAGGUAUGACUAUGAUGAAAUUGGAGUGGUGAUAGAAGGAGAAAUCACAUUGAAAGAUGCAACUGGCCACACAGAAACCGUUCGACGUGGCGAUACUUUCAUGAUCCCACGAGGCAGCACGAUCACCUUUUCCUCAAACACCUAUGGGGUUGCAUGGAAAUGCGGGGGGAGGCCAAUGAGCAGACUUUGA
This is a messenger RNA of Aspergillus caelatus, 357 nucleotides long. RefSeq lists its product as uncharacterized. The coding region runs from base 1 to 357 and encodes 118 amino acids. The record is from RefSeq and is a predicted model, not a curated record. Lineage: Eukaryota; Fungi; Ascomycota; Eurotiomycetes; Eurotiales; Aspergillaceae. The transcript has 4 exons.